AUGGAAAAGGGCCGUAGUCGUUCAGGCACGGAGCCCUGCCUUCUAUUCCAUCUUCUGUUUUACCUUUGUUCCCCUGUAUCACCUGGCAGUUGUGAAGGGAUUAUUGGAAGGGCUAACGAUGUUCUGAAUGACGCCAUCUUUGAUGAAGAUCAUGAUGAGAUGGUAAUUGUGAAGGACAUAGACAUGUUCUCGUUGUGUGAGCAUCACCUCGUUCCAUUUGUUGGAAAGGUACAUAUUGGCUAUCUUCCUAACAAACAAGUACUCGGGCUCAGCAAGCUUGCUAGGAUUGUGGAAAUAUACAGUAGAAGAUUACAAGUCCAGGAACGCCUUACCAAACAAAUUGCAAUAGCCAUCACAGAAGCCUUACAGCCUGCUGGAGUUGGAGUGGUUAUCGAAGCAACGCAUAUGUGUAUGGUCAUGCGUGGGGUACAGAAAAUGAACAGUAAAACAGUAACCAGCACAAUGUUGGGGGUAUUCCGGGAAGAUCCAAAGACCCGUGAAGAAUUCUUGACGCUCAUCAGGAGCUGAAACUGUGCCAUUCACUAAAUGCACUCUGGAGGUUGUUCUGUCCAGUGUCACUGUUCUUAUCUGUUUCUACAUCUCACUUUUAAACUAAAUCAUUGUGAAUUGUUGUCAUAGUCUUUGUGUAGUGAAAGACUUUUGAUGGCAAGUGAAAACUGUAAUGAUGAGGUAGGCUCAUCCUGGAUUUCUAACACUGUUGUUGUCACAGAAUUACACAGCUGUGGAUAGGGUUUUGAAAAUGCUUUUUCUUCUGGAACAUGAAAGAUACUGCCGUUAGGAGAAAAAUGGGGUUUGAGAGUGAAAUGGAUAUUUAUGAAAUAGUUCUGUUUGGUAGAAUAAAUACAGUGCAGCAUAGGAAACAAUUAAAAGGCUGUGGAUCCUUGUAGGACCGCUUACAUGCUGCAAAUACUGUAUCACUGCCUGAAAAGGAUGGUCCUGAAUUAUCUCUGACUAUAUUUUAUUACAAAUCCUUUGGUGGCUGUUUCAAUAUCUGGAUAUGUAUGUUAUACUACUUUGAGAUGUUACCUCUGGUGGUGUUUUAUAUUCUUGCAAGUAUUAAUCCUCUCUCUUUUUUUUUUUUAUUUGAGAAUUAAAAAUGCAUUUUUCCUAGCCUCUUAACAUGCAGGGAAUUAAUUGCUAAAUGAUUUGGGGCACAGCCUUAUCUCAGUGUAAAGGGUUUUAUGCACCUUCUUCUCUGUGCCUCAGAAUAUCUGACCAUUUUAACUAUCAAUUUCUGACUAUUUUUAAAGCAAACUUGAAGAGGGGAAAAAAAAAAAACAAACCCAGAGUCUAUGUCUGCAAAGAGCUAAGAUAUCCAAAGAGAUUUUUAGUGAUUUUUAUAUGUUGAGUUUUUCAUCUUGGAUUUCCAUGGGCUCAUUAGACCGAGGAGCUAAAACUAGUAUGGUAUUCUGAAAACAAUGAUUACUUUUCAAACAUUUCGAGAUUUGCUUCUUUUAAAUGUUGGACCAAAGGUGGGUGCUGAAAUCUUGAACACAGUUCAUUGUACCUCUUCUGCCUGUUUUCAGGUCAUUCCAGGGCGAAUUAAUCUGAAAUGACAACUUAUUUCUUAAGAGCAAUUGAGAAAAGUAUUUCCAGGGCCAUCAACAUGAAUUAAACCACAUUUUUGUAUGUGGCAGUGUUGGUACAAAACGUUUCAGUCCACUGGACUUGGCUGAACUUCUUACAAUUUAUUACAAUUUAUUACGUUUUAAUGAGUGUUUUGUAACUCUUAAUCGGGAAAAUAUGAUGCACAAAUGGAAACCACCCUUCUCAAACUAAGCACGGGAGGCAAAACUGAAAAAAUAAAAUGUCAACCACCAGGGCGUCUGAUGGCCACAGUACAUGUUCCCGUAGUCAUAUCUGCAUUGCUGAAUAUGAAUCCAAGAUGUUCUGUAAUCAAACCUAAAAGGCAGUUCCUAGUCUGGCAGGCUAGAUCUUACUAACUCUUACACAUUCAGGCUCCCCUUUUCAACCCAUAAUAGAAACAAUGUAAAAUUUAUGGCAAGCUGAAUUUCCAUUCAGCCAAAAGAACUUUAGAAAGUAUAAAUAAGAAAGGCUUUAAAAAAUCCCCAUCUUUAUUUAUUACUGUAACUACCCACCCUUUUUUUGCCAAUAACCUCAUAUAUUUGAUUACACUCGCUUUACCUUGAAGACCUUCACAGUAUUAUUAGAAAAAAAACCUUUAUGAUAUCCUUUCUCCUGUAUUGCUAGAUGCUAUAAAAGUAUUUCUCUGCUAGCACAAACAAGCUCUUCUGGACCAAGCUGCAGUGUUGCACAUUCAUAAAAUAGGCUAACUCUCUGGCUUUUGUUUUCCUUAAAUGAUUGAGAACAGAUAUUGCCACUUUUGAGUUCAGUAUGUGUUUCAAAUAUCCAGUUAAAAAGCCUUAAAUCAUCCUUGUCUGAAGUUCAGAGUAAAACCUUUUCUCUUUUUAGCUCAGCAGCUGGCAGGAGAAUUUGAGGACCAAAGAGGCACCCACUAAUGUUUGUUUCUGUCUACUUGCUUUAGUUGUUUGAAACUGUUAAUUUUUUCUAAAACACUGUCUUACUCCUGAGGUAAUGAAAAGGUUGCAUUUUAACCACUUAUCUUUAUUCAGGAUAAAGUUCAUAUUGCACCACCACCAGUUUUUAUUUCUGUGACCUGUAGUCCUUAAAACAUACCUCUCUAUACUUGUGGCCUUGGAUUUUGUUCAGAUUCUUGUUGUUGUAAGAUUUGGUGCAUUUUUUUUGGAACGUUAGUAUUGGUCAAAUACAUGAGCUUUAACUGCAACCGGUGUGUAUAUAUGUAUAGUACAUACAGCCUGCUGUUCUACUGUGUAGAAGUCCAUUGUCUCUAAAACAUUAAAGCGCAGUAUUAUCCUUUUGAGUGGCAGCAUCCUUGUCGACUCGGAGGUGAUGGCACCACAC
Messenger RNA from Struthio camelus australis, 2925 nucleotides. The record is from RefSeq and is a predicted model, not a curated record. NCBI's taxonomy places the organism in Eukaryota, Metazoa, Chordata, Aves, Struthioniformes, Struthionidae.